Paramacrobiotus metropolitanus is the source of this 1243-nucleotide messenger RNA. RefSeq lists its product as uncharacterized. The coding region runs from base 140 to 823 and encodes 227 amino acids. The transcript is spliced from 2 exons. NCBI's taxonomy places the organism in Eukaryota, Metazoa, Tardigrada, Eutardigrada, Parachela, Macrobiotidae. The record is from RefSeq and is a predicted model, not a curated record.
UAAACCAUUCCAUGUAAAAUAUCAUUACGUGCCGAAAUCAGCGCAAGCAAAAAUUUUUCAUCAUAAAGUGCAAAAGCUGUGUUCGUGAACGGAGAAAAUUCAAUAAGGCUGUUUGUUUAUUAUUUCUUAAUGUUUGGCCAUGGAGAGAAAAUGGUUAACUUCAUGGGAUCUCAAGCAGCUAUCUCGGAUCUCUGUGGUGCAGAUUAUACUAGGAGUCCUGGCGACUUGUUUGAUUAUGUGGAAAGGGUUCUGUAAGAAAUUCACAAUUUCACUAAAUUGUUAUAGCGAUUAUCGAUAUUCCCGCUUUGUUCUGGCAAGGGCGAUCGAAUAUGUAAGCAUAACUGAACCCGGCAGCGCUAUCAUUGGCCAGCACGCCAUCAUGCGAUCCCGCUCCGGAAAAUCACCGACGGCCUGGUUCCUGGCUGGAAUCGUAUUAAACGUCUCCGUGUUGACAGUUAGCAUCAUAGCGGUUUUCAUGAUCAUAGGACGGCUGCUCUCUCUGCCGGAGGAACUUGUGCUGGACGAUAUUAUGUGGCUAAACCGCAUUAUUCCGAUUGCCCUCGGCCUAUUGACAAUAAUCAUUACCUACUGCGCUUUAAGGAUCAACGUACGCUGCUUUGCUGCUGCUCAUAUCGACAAAGCGUUGAGCAUGGUCGGGAAUGCAGCGCAGGAAUGCCGGGUGGAGAUGGUGGCGAAUGAGACGCCCAGCGAAAGCCACGUUCAACUGACACUUUUACACAGCCUGCCGCCACCGACGUAUGAAGACGUUAUAAACGCUGGACAAAAUCAUCAUGACGAACAAGAAUAUCGACGGGCCGGCUGAAUAAUUUAGAAGUUCACCUACCUAGAUCUUGUUUUCAUGAUUCAGGCACGGGCUAACUAUCGAAACGCGCUAAGAAAAUCUUUCUGUAUGUUAUAGCGUUCCAAGCGAAUUGCCAUUUAUAAGUGGUCUUUAAUCUUUUGUGCUGCUUUCAUGCGUUAGACAGAACAGAUGUUAUGCAGACUGCGCAGUCUUUAUCUUGGCUCAGUACGUACUGUGAGUGUGUACGGUGUAGGUAAUUUCUUAUCGGUUUUGUUGUUUAACACUGGGUGCUCCGUUUGUUUGAGGACAACUUCAUAUUGCCGAUGCAUGCCGACUUUUAGAAAUUAUUUGUAGAUGCGUACAAAUGGUUGUAAUGGCCACCUGUAGCACAAAUCAUUUUGUCCUCUAGAACAACGCAAUAUUACGAAAAAUCGUUUUUCA